Messenger RNA from Ctenocephalides felis (cat flea), 459 nucleotides. RefSeq lists its product as uncharacterized. Bases 1 to 459 code for a protein of 152 amino acids. NCBI's taxonomy places the organism in Eukaryota, Metazoa, Arthropoda, Insecta, Siphonaptera, Pulicidae. The transcript has 2 exons. The record is from RefSeq and is a predicted model, not a curated record.
AUGGAAACUAUUGACGACGAGCCUAGCAAGAACCCAAUAGAACCAGUAGAGAACAGUGUUUCAGUGGGGGUUAAUGAAAUGCAGCCUGUAACUGAAGAAAAGGAUCAAAAUGCUGGCAGUGAUCAUGAACAAAAUAUUAUAGAAAUACGAAAGUCUGAAAGAACAAGAAAGAAGAAAACAACCAAAACAAUUAAGGAAGCAAUGUCAAGACCAGACAAGCAAUAUUGGAUGGACGCUAUAGCUGAAGAAUUAAAAUCUUUCGAGGAAAAUAAGGCCUGGGAGUUAGUGAAUAUGCCAGAAAACUGUAGUAUAGUGGACUGCAAGUGGGUUUUUAAACGAAAAGUAGAUACUGAAAACCAAGUACGAUAUAGAGCUCGGUUGGUAGCUCGAGGUUUCACUCAACAGUAUGGUGUAGAUUAUGAUGAGACUUUUUCUCCAGUCGUUAGGCAUUCACCUUAA